Molecule: messenger RNA, 1723 nt
Organism: Eucalyptus grandis
Lineage: Eukaryota; Viridiplantae; Streptophyta; Magnoliopsida; Myrtales; Myrtaceae
Product: transcription factor DIVARICATA
Exons: 2
Coding region: 690-1553 (287 amino acids)
Molecular function (GO): DNA binding
Source: RefSeq, a predicted model, not a curated record
UGGAGAACGCCCCCAAAGCCAAAGCCAAAUGACCCAUCUUCUUAUAACCUCUUUCCUUCUCUCUAAAGCAAAGGAGCGAGAGAGGAGGGGGAAGGGGAACAAUAAAAAUCCCAUCUUUUUUCCCGCGCCUUUUGCUUUUCCUCGUGUCUGAUUCUUCAGGAAUCUCUCUCUAUCUCUCUCCCCUCGGCCUCCCCUUUUUUUUUUUUUUUUUUUCAACUGGGGUCUCUCUCUCUCUCUCCUCCAUCCUCGUCCACCACCAUCUCCCUUUAAUCUUCUGGUUGUGAUUUUUCUUUUGGGCCGUUUUGUCCUUUUUCUCUCUUGGGUUCCUGUUUGUUUUGUUUUUUAUGCUCUGAGGAGUUGCAAUUUGAGCGUUUGCUUUUGCUGAAAGGGUGGGCGAGAUCCUACCUUCACCCCUCCUCACUAUUUAACUUUCCCUGCCCCGGCCUCCCUCUUGAUCAUAUCUCUCUCCCUUCCUUUCUAGAUUCUGCUUGAUUCAGAAAAAUUUGAUCUUCCCUAUUAGAAUUUGAAUUUGAAUUCUCAAGAUCGAGAAUAAAGGGGAGAUUCUUGUUUCCAGUAAGCAACCCUGUGGUCGUUUCUUUAUAAGUCGUGGAAAUUCUCCGCAUUCUCUCGGUGGAAUCCCAAGUCUUUAUUUUGGAGACGAAUUUCGAAGAGUAUUACGACCAGUGGCAAUGGAGACUCUGUAUUCACCUUCCUGUAUGUCCAAUUCCGCUUGGCUCAGCACCAGCUGGACUAAGGAAGAGAACAAGAGGUUCGAGAGCGCGCUCGCGAUACACGAUACGGACACGCCGGAUCGGUGGGAUAAGAUCGCCGCGAUCGUUGGGAAGUCGGUUCGGGACGUGGCGAACAAGUACAGGGAAUUGGAAGAGGAUGUGUGCGAAAUCGAGGCCGGUCGGGACCCGAUUCACGGGUACUUGUGCUCGAGUUUCGCGCUGGAGUCCUUCGAUGAAAGGGAUUUCGAUGCAUGCAGGAAGAAAUCUUCGGCUGGCCGCGGAGCCGAUCACGAAAGAAAGAAGGGAGUGCCUUGGACGCAGGAGGAGCACAGGCGGUUCCUGAUGGGGCUCCUCAAGUACGGCAAAGGGGACUGGAGAAACAUCUCGCGGAACUUUGUGGUGUCAAAGACACCCACUCAAGUCGCAAGCCAUGCUCAGAAGUACUUCAUGAGACAGGUUUCUGGUGUGAAAGACAAGAGGAGACCAAGUAUACACGACAUAACUACAGUUAAUCUCACAGACCCGGCUUCAUCUUCCGAGAAUAAUAGGGUUUCCUCUUUGGAUCAACUCAAUGCACUUUCCUCACAGCAGAAGCUCAUCGGUGCACCAGAGCUGGCCCUUGACCAUAGUCUCCCUAACUAUGGAGGAUUUAUGUUUUUUGACUCGAGCCAUGGGCAUCUAUUGAUGCCAGAUGCGUAUGGGUUUGGUCUGAAUGGAAAGAGAUGGCAGGAAAAGGAUAAUCCGGACGGUGUUUAUCCAGGUGCAGGGUUCCGCAGUUCAUUGAUUGGAAUUCACUCUUCAAGACACCAAAUUCAGGGAUGACAGGAUCAAAUGUUAUGACUAGUGAUCUUGUGUACAUUUAGAGCUUGUUGCUUAUGUGAUAUUUAAGUACUCAUGAAUGAAAAGAACAAAAAAAUGUUGAUGUAUGUCUCUCUGGGUUUGUAACUGUGGAAUAAAAGGAGAGAUUUGACUUAAUUUUGGCCCUCUAUUAA